This is a messenger RNA of Pteronotus mesoamericanus, 2739 nucleotides long. It is a transcript of the gene MYOCD, whose product is annotated as myocardin. Bases 16 to 2739 code for a protein of 907 amino acids. The transcript is spliced from 11 exons. NCBI's taxonomy places the organism in Eukaryota, Metazoa, Chordata, Mammalia, Chiroptera, Mormoopidae. The record is from RefSeq and is a predicted model, not a curated record. Gene Ontology annotation, molecular function: transcription coactivator activity. Gene Ontology annotation, cellular component: nucleus. Gene Ontology annotation, biological process: cardiac muscle cell differentiation; smooth muscle cell differentiation; positive regulation of transcription by RNA polymerase II.
GCUGGCUUGGUUAAUAUGCACAUUCUCCAGGCCUCCACUGCAGAGAGGUCCAUUCCAACUGCUCAGAUGAAGCUGAAAAGAGCCCGACUUGCAGAUGAUCUCAAUGAAAAAAUUGCUCUCCGGCCAGGGCCGCUGGAGCUGGUGGAGAAGAACAUACUGCCUGUUGAUUCUACUGUGAAAGAGGCCAUAAAAGGGAACCAGGUGACCUUUUCCAAGUCGGCAGAUGCAUUCGCCUUCGAGGACGACAGCAGCAGCGAUGGGCUUUCUCCAGAUCACACUCGAAGUGAAGACCCCCAGGGCCCAGCGAGAUCCCCCCCAGACAGUAAAGCUACAGAGACCUCUUCGGCAGGUCCUCCGGGGACAAUGCAGGACCUCACUUCUGGCUCCGAAAAUGACAGGAAUGACUCAGCCUCACAGCCCAGCAGCCAGUCAGACGCAGGGAAGCAGGGGCUUGGCCCCCUCAGCAGCCCCAGCCCUGUGCACGCAGCUGUCAAGUCCAAGUCCUUGAGUGACAAUAAGAACCGCCACAAAAAGCCCAAGGACCCCAAGCCAAAGGUGAAGAAGCUCAAAUAUCACCAGUACAUCCCCCCAGACCAGAAGGCGGAGAAGUCACCUCCGCCCAUGGACUCAGCCUACGCCCGGCUGCUGCAGCAGCAGCAGCUCUUCCUGCAGCUCCAGAUCCUCAGCCAGCAGCAGCAGCAGCGGCUCAGCUACCCCGGGGUUCACCACACUCCGCUCAAGGAACCAAAUGAACAGAUGGUCAGAAAUCCAAACUCUUCCUCAACACCACUGAGCAAUACCCCUUUGUCUCCUGUGAAAAACAGUUUUUCUGGACAAACUGGUGUCUCUUCUCUCAAACCAGGCCCACUCCCAUCGAACCUAGAUGAUCUGAAGGUUUCUGAGUUAAGACAACAGCUGCGAAUACGAGGCUUGCCGGUGUCAGGCACGAAGACGGCGCUCAUGGACAGGCUUCGGCCCUUCCAGGACUGCCCUGGGAACCCCGUGCCCAACUUCGGCGACAUAACGACCGUCACUUUUCCUGUUACGCCCACCAACGCCCUGCCCAAUUACCAGUCCUCCCCUUCCACCAGUGCCUUGUCCAACGGCUUCUACCACUUCGGCAGCACCAGCUCCAGCCCCCCGAUCUCCCCCGCCUCGUCCGACCUGUCGAUGGCCGGGUCCCUGCCGGACACAUUCAACGACGCGUCGCCCUCCUUCGGCCUCCACCCGUCCCCCGUGCACCUGUGCCCGGAGGACAGCCUCGUGAGCAGCCUGAACGGGGGCAGCGUCCCCUCGGAGCUGGAUGGGCUGGACUCCGAGAAGGACAAGAUGCUGGUGGAGAAGCAGAAGGUGAUCAACGAGCUCACCUGGAAGCUGCAGCAGGAGCAGAGGCACGUGGAGGAGCUGCGCAUGCAGCUGCAGAAGCAGAAGAGGAGCAAGUGUGGCGAGAAGAAGCCGCUGCCCUUCCUGGGCGCCCCCAUCAAGCAGGAAGACGCUGUCUCCAGCUGUCCUUUUGCCUCCCAGCAGAUCCCUGGGAAAAGACAAAGCAGCAGCUCAGACAGCCCAGCGCAGGCCUGUGAAGCCGCUCCCCUCCUCCUGCCCCCUGGGGGCGGCCACUGUGUGGAGCCCUCGGGUCAAAGCAACGUACUUUCUUCCACAUUUCUCAGCCCGCAGUGCUCCCCGCAGCACUCGCCGCUUGGGGCUGUGAAAAGCCCCCAGCAUAUCAGUUUGCCCCCAUCACCAAACAACCAUUACUUCCUAGCUUCAUCUUCAGGCACCCAAGGAGAAGGGCGCAGGGUCUCCUCACCCGUCAGCACCCAGGGGUGCACCGCACAGAACUCAGGGGCACACGAAGGCCAACCUCCAAGCUUCUCUCCCCAGCCUUCCAGCCUCCACCCCGCUUUCUCUGGAGCCCCGGCAGACAGCAGUCAUGGUGCUGGGGGCGACCCUUGUCCCAAAAGCCCAGGCGUGCAGCAAAAGAUGGCUGGUUUACACUCUUCUGAUAAGGCAGGGCCAAAGUUCUCAAUUCCAUCCCCAACAUUUUCCAAGUCAACUUCAGUGGUUCCAGAGAUAACACAGCCUCCGUCCUAUGAAGAUGCAGUAAAGCAGCAGAUGACUCGCAGUCAACAGAUGGACGAACUCCUGGAUGUUCUCAUUGAGAGUGGAGAAAUGCCCGCAGACGCCCGAGAGGAUCAUUCCUGUCUUCAAAAAGUGCCAAAGAUGCCCGGGUCUUCCCGAAGCCCUACUGCUGCCCUCCCCAAGCCCUCGGCUCCCUUUGAACAGGUGUCUUCAGGGGCCCAGCUCCCCUUCGAUCACUACGGCACAGACAGUGAUGAGCACCUUGAAGUCUUGUUAAAUUCCCAGAGCCCCCUAGGAAAGGUGAGCGAUGUUGCCCUUCUAAAAAUGGGGAGUGAGGAGCCUCCCUUUGAUGGCAUGAUGGACGGAUUCUCGGGGAAAGCUGCAGACGACCUCUUCAAUGCGCAUGAGAUCUUGCCAGGCCCCCUCUCCCCGAUGCACACUCAGUUUUCACCUUCCUCUGUGGACAGCAAUGGGCUGCAGCUAAGCUUCACUGAAUCUCCCUGGGAAACCAUGGAGUGGCUGGACCUCACUCCUCCAAGUUCCACACCGAGCUUCAGCUCCCUCACCACCAGCGGCCCCAGCAUCUUCAACAUUGAUUUUCUGGAUGUCACGGAUCUCAAUCUGAAUUCCCCCAUGGACCUUCACUUACAGCAGUGGUAG